UGAAAACGUUACAUGUUACUGUCUUAAAUCCGUACCUCAUCGACUAAGGUCAUAAAGUUAGGAACACACGCCAAGGUAUUAGGAAUAAAUGUCUUGGGAAAAGCAUAAGCAUCGCGGUGGCUAGCAACCUUGCCUCAGUCGUUGUUCUGUCAACAAAGCUCCUAUUUAUCUCACAUUGACGCUUGCAGCGAUGACGGCGCCAAUUCAUUGGAGACCGUGCUACAUAUUUUACCUGGUGAUGGCUUUAUGUCUAUUUGGUCUACACAGUCGAUGGUACUUGGCCCUUCCGAUAUCCUAUUUUGUGUAUCUCCUCUUUGGCGGUUGGCGCUAUCAAAGACUACUCAUUCUGACAAUUCGACGUGAUCUGAAGGGGCUCAAGUGUUUGUUUAUGAUGAUGUACACAACGUAUAGUAAUUACUACAGAAAACAACCGUUCGCAGACUUGUUCGCACACAAUGUCCGCCGCCAGGGCAGACACCACGUAGCGAUACGUUUUGAGGACACCGUAUGGACUCUUGGCGACUUGGAUGACUACUCCAAUAGGGUGGCCAAUCAUCUGCUCCGCUGUGGUUUCAAGAGUGGGGACAAGCUGUUUCUCUUGCUUUCGUCAUCCCCACAAUUUAUAGGAAUAUGGCUUGGAGCAGCAAAAAUCGGUGUCGCCACAGGUCUUUUGAAUACAAACUUGAGCGGUGACGCUCUCCGCAACUGUAUCAAUACUCUGAAUACGAAGGGAAUCGUUGUCGGAGACCGAUCAAAGGAAGCUUUCCUGCAAUGUGGCGCAAACAGUGCCUUCUCUACGGACAGUAUUUGGUAUGUAGAUGAAACAGCAAUCUCGCCAGAAUCUGCCAUGCACUACAACAACAUUUCUUCAGCUGCCAACUGGAAUUUGGCACUUUCCGAACUAACUUCCUGCCCUCCACCAAAGCUUUGUCCAGUAAAAGGACGUGAACACUUGCUCUAUAUGUAUACCAGCGGAACAACUGGACUGCCCAAGGUUGCUUUGUACAUUGGGGAGCUUUGUCGAUACCUGCUUGCACAACCGCCGAAACCAACGGAUACCCAACACCAAAUUCGACUUAUCUACGGUAACGGGCUACGUCCUGAUACUUGGAUCCAAUUCAUGCAGCGGUUCAAGGUGCCUCUAGUUGGAGAGUUGUACGGUGCCACCGAGUCUAACUGCAGCAUUAUCAAUUGCGAUUUCAAGGUUGGUGCGAUCGGCUUCAUCACACAACUGGUUAAAGGCGUAUAUCCCAUUAAUCUCAUCAAAAUGGAUUUGAACACUGAGCAACCGAUCAGAGAUUCAAGAACUGGUUUUUGCAUUGAAUGCGCGCCAAACGAACCUGGUCAACUGGUUGGUCGCAUCAGCAAUCACAAUCCUACAAGAUUCUUCGAUGGUUAUGCAGACAAGGAAGCGUCAGAGAAGAGGAUACUACGCAAUGUCUUCAAAACAGAUGAUACCUGGCUGGCAUCAGGUGAUCUACUAUAUCAAGACGAUUUGGGCUAUCUCUACUUCAGCGACCGCCUUGGUGAUACCUUUCGUUGGCGUGGUGAAAAUGUCUCCACUAAGGAAGUCGAAUCAAUCCUCCUCCGUAUAUCUCCUGAUCUGGUCUGUGUUGUUUAUGGGGUCCCAGUGCCCGGGAAUGAGGGCAAAGCUGGCAUGGCUGCCAUCCAGGUCGAAUUUGGCAAACUGAGUCCACAGAAUGAGCAAGAGAUAAUCCGUCAAAUUUAUCGCGUUGUUUCGGAGCACCUUCCAUCAUACGCAAGACCGCUAUUCCUACGGCUAUGCGAGAGCAUUGAAAUGACUAGUACUUUCAAGUGGAAGAAGAACGAACUGGCAGAGGCUGGAUUUGACCCUAAUAAUACAAAGGAUCAUCUUUACUGGUUGGACGCUCAAGCCGAAACAUAUCGCACGUUGGACCCCGAAACUUUCGAGCUCUUGAAGCAUGGUUCUAUGCGCUUGUAGUUUAGCAGACCAAAUUUUACUUGCAAUGUAUCACACUAAUAUUUGGCACUCCAUCCAUUUUUGGCCACACGCUUUCUAUAAUUUUUGCACUGAAUUGUGCUUAUCAUCCAUCUAGUUUUUAUACUUUAAGACUUCUGAGUUGUUUAUUAAUGCAUACACGUGACACUUGCC
Dicrocoelium dendriticum is the source of this 2134-nucleotide messenger RNA. The record is from the annotation of a GenBank genome assembly. Lineage: Eukaryota; Metazoa; Platyhelminthes; Trematoda; Plagiorchiida; Dicrocoeliidae.